CUUAAUUCCAGCGAAGUCAGCCGUCCAACACCCGCCGCCGCUGCCGCCGCCGUCCAGCCAUCGCCGCCUCUUUGAUCACUUUCACAAUCCUCAGCUCGACAUUCAUCGGCUUAAUUUAAUUUCUCUUUCGAAAAAAGCGUAGCACAGAAAAUGAAAGGAGGGAGGAAGAAUCUCAAGAGAGCAGUCGAGGAAGAGAUGAUGGCACUUCAACACGGGCAAAACAUAAUGCAGGUUGUCGAUUUGAGGGGCUCUAAUCUUAUUGAGGUAAUGGAUGCAAAAGGGCAACAUCUACUCGCUAUAUUCCCCGCGAAAUUCCAGAAAAGCAUGUGGAUCAAACGAGGGAACUUUGUAGUUGUCGACGAAAGUGGGAGAGAGGAGGCCAUCGAAUCCGGUAGAAAGGUGGCCGGCAUUCUCACACAGGUGCUUUACCACGACCAAGUCCCCCUCCUCCAAAAAUCACCCGAAUGGCCCGAGAUUUUCAAAUCCUCGCCUCAGGAGACCUCAAAGCAAGGCGCCUCCAAUGAAGAAGAAUGUUCGAGCGAUGAAGAUGAGGGGCUUCCGCCUCUGGAAGCGAACACAAACAGAGUGAACCCUCUGUUGUUGCAUUCGGAUACAGAAUCUACAUCUGAUCAUUCUGAUACUGAAGAAUGAUAUUCUUGGAUCAUCCAAUUCUUUACUGAAACAACUUAAUUAUGUAUGAAUGUGAAAUUUUUUGUCACAUGAAAUUGAAUCUCAACUAGAUUUCUCA
This is a messenger RNA of Salvia splendens (bonfire salvia), 748 nucleotides long. RefSeq names its product probable RNA-binding protein EIF1AD. Gene Ontology annotation, cellular component: nucleus. The record is from RefSeq and is a predicted model, not a curated record. Gene Ontology annotation, molecular function: translation initiation factor activity; RNA binding. Lineage: Eukaryota; Viridiplantae; Streptophyta; Magnoliopsida; Lamiales; Lamiaceae. Bases 151 to 651 code for a protein of 166 amino acids. Gene Ontology annotation, biological process: translational initiation. The transcript is spliced from 3 exons.